Messenger RNA from Rhinolophus ferrumequinum (greater horseshoe bat), 3874 nucleotides. It is a transcript of the gene FOXS1, whose product is annotated as forkhead box S1. The record is from RefSeq and is a predicted model, not a curated record. The transcript has a single exon. The coding region runs from base 2629 to 3621 and encodes 330 amino acids. Lineage: Eukaryota; Metazoa; Chordata; Mammalia; Chiroptera; Rhinolophidae. Gene Ontology annotation, molecular function: DNA-binding transcription factor activity, RNA polymerase II-specific; RNA polymerase II cis-regulatory region sequence-specific DNA binding. Gene Ontology annotation, biological process: cell differentiation; anatomical structure morphogenesis; regulation of transcription by RNA polymerase II.
UCUAAAGUCAGCACCCCAUAUUAUGCAGACCUCACCCCAACCCUGCCCAAACUGAGCCAGUGGACUUGGGGCCUCCCCCCACCUACUGCCGAGGUGUGUUGGGAGAGCAGAAACCCAUUGUGACCUUCAAUCUGUCAGCCAAGAUGGAGCCCUGGAAUGCAGCGCCUAGGCAGCUGGCCUGGCACCUGGGCCUGGGGCAGAAGGUGAAAACCGAACUUGACCUUGAGGUUCUGAAAACAGUAAUUAGGGCAGAAGAAGCAAGACUUCAUCUUUUUGUUGAGAGCCCAACAUGACUAUAACAGUUUGCCUAACGCAGACCUUACGAGUGACUGAUUUAUUAUAAGCAUUGCUGAAAGCUGAGUUUACUGAUUAUUAGAUCCUCAGGGUUGUUUAGAGUGGGGCCAUCUAGUAACAGAAUUGCCGGGCCUCUGAGGGGCUGAGUUUCCAGAUCCUUCCUCCCACCUACCAUUAGGGUCAUCUAGUGCCCCAUCUCUUUUUGGGGGGUAUGUGUGGAGAGGAGGAAAUCCCAAAACAGAGGAUUUGGCCUGAACCCAGGACAUUGGGUGCUAACCACUGAACUACCAGCACCAGUACAUACUGUCUUUGGAGAAACUGAGGGAGGCCCCCAAACAGAGCACUAAGGCAGAAGCCAAAGUGGGAGCCAGGAGUCCACCACCUCCCCGAGCCCUGCCAAUAUUUGCAAACUAUAAGUUGUAGGCAGUCCUUGAGAAUUGGGUGGAAGCCCCUGAGCCAGGAAGGCAAUUGACCCUGCCUUGUCAGUAUCACGGUUUUCUGCCCCAGAUAACAGACCUUUCUUCCAUUUCUGAUUUCUGACUUUAUAGGACUCCUCCUACAAAUGGCAAUAUGAUAAAUCUCUUUCAGUGAUAACAUUAGUAAGCUUCUUUUGUGGGGUGAAAUUGCAUGAUUCAACAAAGGACAGAAGUCAAUCAGAUCUGUAUUUUUUUUUCACUUCAUUCAAUACAUGUUGAUUGAGCACCACCUCUGUUCCAGGCCAAUGCUGGACACUGGGGAUAGAGCAAAACAGCAUGGUCCCUACAGUGGGAGCCCAGUGACUGUCCUCUACCCCUUCCCCUCACAGGAAAAGUAAUGUUAAGGAGUUACAGAAUCCUCAUUGAAAUCCCAGCUUUAUCACUCACUAGCUGUGUGACCUUAGGCAAGUCACUUAACUUCUCUGAGCCUCAGAUUCCUCAUCUAUCCAAAAGAAGCUUUGAAGGCCGCUGGAGCAGCGUUGGUCUAAGAAGGAAAUGUGGAGAGGGGAGGUGAGCAGGCCUAGCAUGGAGAAUGGCACACAGUAAGUGCCCUCUGACUUGGUUACUUGUAGGUGAGAAAGCAUGGAGGAGGCUGCCCCAUCCUUCAGAAGGCCUAAAUGUCUAUCCUGGGCUUUGCUGUACUCCUGGCCCAAGGCUGCAGCUGGCAGGGAGCCUCAGUGCAGAGUCCUCAGCAAUGUCCUACUCUAUGCUAGGCUCUUGGAGGGUGCUGGAUUCCACGUAAGGGAGCCUGUUGCCUCCUCACCACAGCCUGGACAGCUGAAGAGUCACCAGUGCCACUUUAAAGAUGGGAAACUGAAGCUCAGCCUGGAUCAGGGACUUGCUCCAGGCACUUCUUGGGAUUGGGGUUUGUCUGUCAGGAUGACUGUCCUCCCCACACUAGUCGCUAGAGGGCGCAAGGGCUCAGCAGACUGAGUUUGGCGAGCUCUUAUCACCAUCCUAGGCGUCCAGCCCUGCAUACACCCUGGUGCCAGGAGGGCCGGGAAUAGUGUGACCUCAAAGGCUCUGCACUGCGGGGAAGAGAAGUAGGCCACAGACUUGGGAGGAGGAGAGGAGAAAAGGGGAACUGGAGGUGAGAACUUGAGAGGCCCUUGUGGCUUUUCUCACGGAGACUCCCAGAUGUCUAGCUCAGCACUUAGAUUCUACCUCUCUAGGGUCUCAUCAGAGAUGAGUGUCUCUCUGUCUCUCUGCCCCUCCCUCUCUUGUGUCUGUACUUAUGUCUCUCUCUGUAUCUCCCUUUUCCUCUCUGUCUCUGUAGAUUUCUUUAUUUCUCUCUCUGUGAUUCUUUUUCUGUACACUAUGUGCAUGUAUGUGCGCGUGUCUGUGUUUUCUGUCUUAUCUUUGUGUCUCUGUAUCUCUGCCUCUAUCUCUCGUUGCGUGUUCCUGUGUGUCUUGUUGUCUCUACCUCUCUUUGUCUGUCUGUCUUUUAUUCAAUAUCUCUCUCUUUUUACAUCCCUGCCUCUAUCUCUUUUUGUUUCUAUCUCUGUCUUCCUCAAUUUCACAUCCUGUCCCUCCCCCAGCCAACACCACCCAGCACAUGUGGGCUGAGGGUCUCAGUCCCUUCCCUCCCAAUUCCUCACCCCUGGCAGCUGCUUACAGCUUCCCAAUCCUGGCCUCUCCUGCCCGCCCCUCUUGGGCCUUGAAGGAGGGGGGCCAGAGAGGAAGGGAGGGCAGCUUGGUGGGCCCACCCCUUUUUGCCUUUCUAGGCUGGGAGGCUGGGCCAGUGUGGGCCUUUUAACCAGCCCAGGCAGGCUGUGCCGGACACCAGCCCUGGACGCCGUGCCUGGCCCCUGUGGUCCCAGCAGCCGCCAGCCUGGCCAGCACGGCCAGCCCAGCCAGCAUGCAGCAGCAGCCCCCACCGGGACCCGUGGCCCCUGCAGCAGAGCCAACCAAGCCUCCCUACAGUUACAUAGCCCUGAUCGCCAUGGCUAUCCAGAGCUCCCCAGGGCAGCGAGCCACACUCAGCGGCAUUUACCGCUACAUCAUGGGCCGCUUCGCCUUCUACCGCCACAACCGGCCUGGAUGGCAGAACAGCAUUCGCCACAACCUGUCACUCAAUGAGUGCUUUGUCAAGGUGCCCCGCGAUGACCGCAAGCCAGGGAAGGGCAGCUACUGGACACUGGACCCCGACUGCCACGACAUGUUUGAGCACGGCAGCUUCCUGCGCCGACGCCGACGCUUCACCAGGAGGGCAAGUGCUGGGGGCUCCAAGGGCCCUGCCAAAGCACGCCGUGGACCCCUCAGAGUGACCAGCCAGGACCCAGGAGUCUCUGACACCACGACUGGCAGGCAGUGCCCAUUCCCAGUGGAGCUGCCAGAGGCCAAGGGCCUAAGCUUUGGGGGCCUGGUGGGGGCUUUGCCAACCAGCAUGUGCCCAGCAACCACUGAAGUCAGGCCCCGGCCAUCCAUGGAGCACAAAGAGAUGCCCACACCCAAGCCUGCAGGCCCAGGGGAGUUCCCUGCAGCUACCUCGUCUUCCCCAUGCCCAGCAUUUGGCUUUUCUGCUGGUUUCUCUGAGGCUGAGGGUUUUAGCAAGGCCCCGACACCCAUCUUGACCCCAGAGGCGGGCAUUGGGAGCAGUUACCAGUGCCGGCUGCAGGCCCUGAAUUUCUGCAUGGGGACUGACCCAGGCCUUGAGCACCUCUUGGCAUCAGCAGCCCCCUCCCCUGCACCUCCCACCCCUCCAGCCUCACUGCGGGCCCCGCUGCCCCUGCCAGCUGAUCCCAAGGAACCCUGGGUUACAGGCAGCUUCCCUGUCCAGGGAGGCUCUGGUUACCCACUGGGGCUGACCCCCUGCCUAUACCGGACGCCAGGAAUGUUCUUCUUUGAGUAAAGCCAGCCUGGCCUUGGGCAGUCCCUGCAGGACCCCUGCCAACAAGGCUGAGCCUGACUCUAGGAUCUGGGAGCUCUCAAAGGACCCAGGCCUGGCAAGCCAAUGACAACCAGGACAGGAAGCCAAGACUGGAGUGGUGAACACUCAGCCAGCCCCCAGGACCUCCGGACAGACUUGGGGGUGAGGGGAAGUGGGGCCCCCUUGGGAUUUACUCUGUGGCUCUCGGGGCCAAUAAAGCAGUGUGAUGAUGAGG